Sorghum bicolor (sorghum) is the source of this 796-nucleotide messenger RNA. RefSeq names its product enhancer of rudimentary homolog. The record is from RefSeq and is a predicted model, not a curated record. The coding region runs from base 269 to 580 and encodes 103 amino acids. Lineage: Eukaryota; Viridiplantae; Streptophyta; Magnoliopsida; Poales; Poaceae. The transcript has 5 exons.
CCGAGAGCAGACCCCAUUUGCACCCAACCCCAGUGGGCUUCCUCUCCAUCCUAUUUGGCAUUCGUCUGUUGUGGGGGUAUCAUCAGUGACUCCCCAGUGGCGUUCGUGUGUUUAUUUCUCAGUACGCUGAAGCCUUUAUCGUCGUUCCUGCCGCACUUUCCCCAUUUCUUUGAGGUUCGGUCGUUGGACGGUGGACUCUGCGGGGAUCGCGGCGGGACGGGAUCCCCAAUCUCCUGCUGAGCUUCCGCGCAGAGGGCAGGCCGCAGGCAUGGCUGGAAGGCAUACCAUCAUUCUCAUGCAACCAUCGCAGAACAGAUCGACGAGGACAUUUAUGGACUACGAUUCAGUUAACCAUGCGCUGGAUGGAAUCUGUGGUCUUUAUGAAAGGAAAAUCAGGAAUAUCAACCCGAUGGUCGGGAAUUUGACUUAUGAUAUCAGUGACCUGUACAACUUCAUCGAUGGCCUGACUGACAUAAGUGCACUGGUGUACGAAGAUUCACUUCACGCUUUCCUGCCAUAUGACCGUCAGUGGAUAAAACAGAAGCUCUUUCAGCACCUGAAGCGGCUGGCGCAACAGUAGAGCAUCAUCACCGUUGGUUUUGGGCAACCAAGGCGCCUGGUUACCGUCUCAGGCUUGGUUUGAAACGUCCCUGGUGUGUGUACAAGACCUCUGUCCCGUGUGUUGAUGUAAAACAUGUGGUGAUGUUGCGGCUUCUGAAGAUGAAUGGUUGAACAAAUGAACAGUGCAGCUUUCAUGUUUGUCAUCUCUCUAUUAUUUUUUCGGAUUUCUGACGAA